AUGGCACACCACGCCCAAGACUCGGAAAUAGCGCGGCACAGGCGCAGAAUAACAGCGUACCACGCUUACAUACAGCCAGUCUUGAAGGCAUUGAAGGAUACACAUGAGGUUAGUGUGCCCUACACGUUGCGUUCCAAGGUCUGCAACCAGGCGUGGAGAGAGAAGCUGGGGGAGACGGUAAACCAGUACCCGCGCUCGACAAAGACUACGAUAGAGCUACAGCAAAUAGCUUGGGAAGAUAUACAAAACAAUUUCGAUAGUUUCAUCCGUGAUUUGAGACGCAGACUGGAUCAGUAUGCUCUGGUGAACAUGAGGACAAGUGUGGAUCCGAAAGAUGGGCUCAGUCUGGCUGAUUGGGAUUACGAAACUCAUAUGAACCAAAUCGUGGACAGACUAGACAAAGAACAGCCAGAUACACCGUCUCAAAGCAAAAUUUCACUCGCAGAAGGACUCUGGAAGGUUAGGAAAUAUGUUCGUAGUGAGGAAUUCAUCGAACAAGAAGAGGAGAAUCUCAAGGAGGCGACUGUAAGGUUGGAGUUGGAUACUGUCAGGGGGAUCAAAGGGAUACAGCAGCAGGUAAAGAAGGCAAGACAGAUAAUGCCAAAACAAAAGAAUAAAGAUACCACACGGAAGCUUUCGGCGUAUAAUCUAUUCAUGAAACACGUCCUGCAAUCACUCAAGCAGAGCCACGGGAGUGUGAGCUAUGGGCACAGAUUUAAAGCGUCUGCCCGUCUUUGGACGCAGAGGAUGGAGAUGACAGCUGUGGAUAUAUCCACCAAAACGAAGACACCUGUUGGUGCACUCUCGAAGCAACUCAUUCAGGAGAGGACAUGGGAGGGAGCUCAGCGUGAUAUGGGAGUCAUUCUUAUUCAUCUUGCACAGUCAGUAGAGUAUAGCGCCAGACUGGAGGCAGAGGCAGAGGCAGGACAUUACAUGCACAGCAACGUACCGAGAGCUAACAGCGAGUAUAAUAGACAUAUGCAGAGUACACUGGCACAGCUCAAGGAAAUUCAGUCAGACACGCCAUAUCAAACUAGAUUUAAAUUGGCGGCGAGUAUGUGGCAGGAAAGGAAGAAGGAGAGGAGUGAGAGGAGAGGAGGGAAGAAGAGGGACUAUAUCCCAGUUUAUAGCGAUGUUGACGAGGAAGACAUUGUGUUGCAAGGACCAUCUUCAAGUAUACAUCCGGGAAGGAUACCAAUGGGAUAUUACGAUGGUGAGUUUGGUAAUGACUUGAACUUGAAAUCAUCAAUGGCGUCAUCAAUGCUAUCAACAACGAUACCACCAACAACAACGACGCCAUCGAUACCUUGGCAAUACACGUGGGUAGCUAUACCACCAUUCCCAGAAGCAGAAGCAGAAGGAGAAGCAGCAGCAGAAGAGAAUAGAUAUAACGGAAAUGAAGACGAUACAAAUACGCUCAACGACUACAAAGACUAUUUGGAUGAAAUAUGA
Messenger RNA from Wallemia ichthyophaga EXF-994, 1452 nucleotides. RefSeq lists its product as uncharacterized. The record is from RefSeq and is a predicted model, not a curated record. Lineage: Eukaryota; Fungi; Basidiomycota; Wallemiomycetes; Wallemiales; Wallemiaceae. The transcript has 3 exons. Bases 1 to 1452 code for a protein of 483 amino acids.